Aedes albopictus (Asian tiger mosquito) is the source of this 1463-nucleotide messenger RNA. Its product is annotated as ubiquitin-conjugating enzyme E2 N. Lineage: Eukaryota; Metazoa; Arthropoda; Insecta; Diptera; Culicidae. The coding region runs from base 291 to 749 and encodes 152 amino acids. The record is from RefSeq and is a predicted model, not a curated record. The transcript has 2 exons.
GUUUUCUCGCCGCACCAGCUAGCGCCAGUGAAAGACGUCGUCGCCAUCAUUCAUUCAUUAUUCGAUUUUAGAAUUGCUCACAGCAGCAGAUUGUGAAAAUAGUGGAAAAGGCUGUUCUCCGCGUUUAUAAACGGCUUAAAAACGUGCGCGAUAUCGUGUGUCGAAUAGAAGUGAUUUGAAAAAUAGGACAUUAGAUUGCGUAUCGGUAGGAAAUAUCCGAGUUUUGCGUGGGGGAGUGAUUUCGCGAGGAGCAAGUAAGAAAGAAAGACACCGCAGCAGGAGACACAAAGAUGGCUGCUCUGCCUCGAAGAAUAAUCAAGGAAACACAGCGCCUUAUGCAGGAGCCCGUUCCGGGGAUUAGCGCCGUUCCAGACGAGCAGAAUGCUCGCUAUUUCCACGUGAUUGUAUUCGGCCCGGAAGAUUCUCCAUUCGAGGGAGGCCUGUUCAAGCUGGAACUGUUUCUUCCGGAAGAUUAUCCGAUGUCGGCGCCAAAGGUACGGUUCAUUACGAAAAUCUACCACCCAAACAUCGAUCGGCUGGGCCGAAUCUGUUUGGAUAUCCUGAAGGACAAGUGGAGCCCGGCGCUGCAAAUCCGCACGGUGCUGCUGUCGAUCCAAGCCUUGCUAAGUGCCCCCAAUCCGGACGAUCCGCUCGCUAACGAUGUGGCCGAACUGUGGAAGGUCAACGAGGCGGAAGCGAUUCGAAAUGCAAAAGAAUGGACCCAGAGAUACGCGAUCGUGGACAAUUAAAAAAGCUAUAUCCUAUUAGGCAUCGGCGGACGAAGGACGGGCGCGACGUUUUAUUAAAUUAAUUUUAUUAAAGCAAAAGAACACAUCCACACAGCAAGAUAAUUCACCACCCAGAUGAUAAGAGCGCUAAAACAACAAAAAAAAAAACGAGAUCGGAGGUAACGCGUUAAUUUUCCAGAGAAAUUUUACAAUCCACGCGGAAGUUCUAUAGUGCAAGAGUUUACCAUCGGCAGCCAACACAACACAACGCAAUAGCAGUGGGGCGAUCGCAUCGGAAACUACUGCUUCGCUAAUGAGUCAAUAAAUGCAAGAAGAAAAACAGCUGAAAAUCAGACAACAAAGAAAAAUUACGACCGUGCGGUGUGGUGUGGCGAGCGUGAACCCACAGCCGCAGCAGCAACAGUAGCAGUAGCAGCGGUUCGCUUUUGAUUGAUUUUCACCCAUCCACUUUUCUUUCGAGAACGUUCAGUAAAUCCACCACCAGCCGCAUUAGAAAUUGAAGAUCAAUUCCGCAUAUCUCCCACGGCUUCUUGAUAUUAAAGAGGGGUCGCUUUAGUCUGCGCUCAUAACAUAGUUCGAGUUGAAUUUCAUGUUCCAACGCCCGCUGCAUUAUACUAUAUUCGUAAUAUUAAAUUAUUUCAUUACAAAAUCACAAAAAGCCGAAAAAAAUAGUAAAAUAAAAAAAAAUCCUGCAGUAAACUACACAAAAUUCCA